GUUAUACUUUUGUCUAUUAAGACAACUACAGGCCAAGAAUUGGGAAUGGAUUUGGAAUCUCAAGAAUCCACUGCAAUGUCAGAGUCUGUAGAGCCUGAUGGACCGGUAGUGUAUGAUUGCGAAACCAUUGGAUUCCAGGUCUGCCAGCUCUACCCACUGGUCGACUCGUGUCCGGAAUCAUACUUCUGUCACAACACGAGUCUUGUGGAGGACUCCGACAAAGGCCUCUGUCGUCGAGUUAAGGACAGCUGUAUCUCAGAGGGCAGUGAAUGUUGUCAUGACAUCGACUGUUGCAUUGAGAACGAGGCGACGGCUCCACUCAAUUGUGUCGAUCAGAUUUGUCGCGUUUUGUUAAUAUAACACUACUUUGGACACAG
Molecule: messenger RNA, 377 nt
Organism: Oppiella nova
Lineage: Eukaryota; Metazoa; Arthropoda; Arachnida; Sarcoptiformes; Oppiidae
Source: the annotation of a GenBank genome assembly